Messenger RNA from Dendronephthya gigantea, 1843 nucleotides. RefSeq lists its product as uncharacterized. Bases 88 to 1557 code for a protein of 489 amino acids. The record is from RefSeq and is a predicted model, not a curated record. NCBI's taxonomy places the organism in Eukaryota, Metazoa, Cnidaria, Anthozoa, Malacalcyonacea, Nephtheidae. The transcript has 11 exons.
UCUAAUAUCUGGAUUCUGGAACAAGAAAAAUCUGCCAAACUUCAUUGUGUUUUGUCAUUUUUUUACUAUUUUCACCCUGAUUUUUGCAUGAGUACAAUUUUUACAAUGACUCCUCAACAAGGAAGACUGUCGUUAUUGCGCAACCUUCAGGAAGCGCAUAAAAAGGAUAUAAAAACCUACGUGAGUGGCCACCUCAACCAAAAUAAAUUGUACAAAUAUGAGGAGAAAAAUGGUCACGAAACAUGGGCCACUUCUCUCGGUGCUCCAGUGAGGAUGAAACCUGCCAGUCAACCAGUACAUCUUCCAACAAGAAAAGGACAAUUAACACGAGAACAACAGAAACAAAAGGAUAUGAAUGAUACAGUGAAGGAAUUUAGUUUUGGUGCUUUAGGUCGUUAUAGCUCUCAAGCAACAAGCAGAAAUAAAACCCAAGAGUCAGUUGCUGUUGGUAGAUGUCUGUCCCCGGAGUCCACACUUAAUGUGAAAGAACAAACUGAAACCGAACUUGAGAAAUCCUGUCUGGUGGAGGAAUUGAAACUUCCUGAGAUAAUGUUUCAUGUAUCAGACAAUGCUGGGUCGCAGAAAGAUAAUUUAAAAAGGAGCAAAGACCAAAGCUCUGACCUCUACUUCAAGAAACGCGAUUUUGUCAAAACUCAUCUUGGUCAUGUGACAAAAAGCGACCAAUACGAAGCAAUGAGAGGUUUCGAAAAAAAUGUCAUGAAUCUAGCUGACGCGAGCGAUAAAGGUUUACUUACUGGAGAUCGCAUUGUUCGUAAGCUAAGAAAACGGUUAAAUAAGAAUCUUCAAGUGGUAAGCGCUUCGUCUUCAAAGCGUGGCCCAAAUUUUCACCGUCUUCAAGCUCACAGAGAUUGUUUCGAUGAAGUUAUAGAAAAUUCAACUACUUUUUCCCGUCUUUUAAGACUCAUCAAGGACGAAUACGAUAGCUAUUUGGCGUAUACCUUAGAGCAAAACAGGGUAUCGAAGCACAAAGCGUUAUAUUCUCAAAUACCGUCAAUAACAAAAGCGAAGUCGGUCGCAGAGGCUGUUAAACUUCAACAAAUCCGACUUGAAAACCUCGAGAAUGAAGUCAGAUCGCUGCUGAAGGAGAACGACAGAUUAAGGGCCGAGGCCCGUCAGCAGACAGAAUUAGAAGUUCCCGUGACGGCUCAGUCUCUACAUGGUUCAGAAAACAGCGGCAUGCAAACUCGGGUUCACGUGGAAGCGGUUGCGAAGGAUCUUCAGGAACAAGUGGAAGAUUUACAUUCCCUGAUCGCAAGUGAACUCGAAGCUCUCAAUGAAAUGAGAAAAUACCAACGCGAGAACUGUGUCCCCUCUUCUGUUUGUCAGCAUUUUGAACAGUGUAUCAAAGAGACUGAGGUUGACAUUCAAAAGAUGUUAAAACAAAAUGAAUUUUUGGAACAAAGUAUCGGGGAAUUGGAAGAAGAGUUAGAAUCGAUUUUAUCUCAACACGGUGUAACAGAAAAGGACUCCAAGAGACUUUGGAAUAAAGUUAAUCUAUCGAAAGUUCUUGAAUACGGCCGAAGAGUGCAGAAAUAACGUGUCUAGAAUUGUUAGAAUUGAAAAUAUUAGCCUUAUAGAAAUAUAUGGAAUGGAUGAGCAUAUCGUGUCUUUUCGGCCACGUAGUGUGUUUACGUGUUUACAAAACGUGUCACAGAAUGCCAGAAACAUCAAUUUCCAACCCAUGUUUAUAAACCCUGAAUAUGCUGGGUUCAAUCAACCUUGCUCCCAGGGUGUUACAUCAGAUUCGAAAAUUUGCAACUUCGUACAAACAGCUUCUGUUCAAAUGAACAAAAGCAUCUUUUUUAACCAUAUAAAAACAAAA